Lagenorhynchus albirostris (white-beaked dolphin) is the source of this 955-nucleotide messenger RNA. It is a transcript of the gene PROK1, whose product is annotated as prokineticin 1. The coding region runs from base 63 to 380 and encodes 105 amino acids. The transcript has 3 exons. The record is from RefSeq and is a predicted model, not a curated record. Lineage: Eukaryota; Metazoa; Chordata; Mammalia; Artiodactyla; Delphinidae.
CCCAGCUGGCGGGCUUGAGGCUGAGCGGGGCCGGCAGUGUUUGUCAUCACCCCAAAGUGACCAUGAGAGGUACCACGCGAGUCUCAGUCAUGCUCCUUCUUGUGACUGUGUCCGACUGUGCCGUGAUCACAGGGGCCUGCGAGCGGGACGUCCAGUGCGGGGCGGGCACCUGCUGCGCAGUCAGCCUGUGGCUGCGUGGGCUGCGGGUGUGCACCCCGCUGGGGUGGGAAGGAGAGGAGUGCUACCCCGGCAGCCACAAGGUCCCUUUCUUCAGAAAACGCCAGCACCACACCUGCCCCUGCCUGCCCAGCCUGCUGUGCUCCAGAGGCCGGGAUGGCAGGUACCGCUGCUCCACUGACUUGAAGAACGUCAACUUGUAGGAGCUUGUCUGGUCUCCCGACACCCACCGGGCCUCUUCCUGAGCACAGGCUGGGGUGGUCUCUCUUGGACUUUUAUUUCUGCCCUGUGGCCCAAUCCUGCAACCCACUGCUGUCGCAUCCCCACUCCCCGCACUGCCUACCUACCCCCCUCCUCCCUAGCGCACACAGGUGCACCCACGAGACACGCGCCACAGGGUGACCUGCAGGGUCCAGGCUGGUGGCUGUGGUCCUGGGAGUAGUCUGUGUGCACUGCUCAGGCUGCCUGCGGGGCUGCUAGUAGCAGGAACAUAUUCCUUCCUCAUGUCUCCGUCUGCCUGCCCUGCCUCUCUCCGUCCUGCACGUACUCCUCUGCCUGAGUCGGUGAGCUCGAGGAAGGCGUGGGGAGCCAGGAGGUCAGUCGCCCUCCAGACGGCUUCUAUGGGGCCAGCCUGUGGCCUGCCCCCCGGGCCAGAACUGUGGGCCUCCAAGGCCCCUCGUAGCGCAAGUUACGUUACCCAGCGAUGCCCCCAGUCCCACCGCCUCCCCAUGAAAUGCAGACGGUGGUGGUUCAGUCUAAACGAGCUGUUGACAUUUUA